This is a messenger RNA of Neoarthrinium moseri, 1563 nucleotides long. RefSeq lists its product as uncharacterized. Gene Ontology annotation, molecular function: transmembrane transporter activity. The transcript has 3 exons. The record is from RefSeq and is a predicted model, not a curated record. Gene Ontology annotation, biological process: transmembrane transport. Gene Ontology annotation, cellular component: membrane. NCBI's taxonomy places the organism in Eukaryota, Fungi, Ascomycota, Sordariomycetes, Amphisphaeriales, Apiosporaceae. Bases 1 to 1563 code for a protein of 520 amino acids.
AUGUCUGAUGAGAAGCCGGAAGUCGUGAUGAUGGAUCGGGAUGUCGAUUCUCGCAGCGACGCCGAGAAAGCUCCUGUGGCGCGAACCAUCGACAACAUACGUGUUCUCGGCCUAACUGACGACGACGCCGAAUUUUAUAGCGAGUUCGGCACUGCAAACAAAAAGAAAUUGAUCCGCAAAGUCGACAUACGCUUAGUGCCUAUGCUCGCGAUCCUUUACCUCAUCUCUCAGCUGGAUCGAGCCAAUAUUGGUAACGCCAAGAUUGAGGGUAUGGACAAGGACCUUCACCUCACCGGCGUCCAGUACAACAUCGCCCUCUCGCUCUUUUUCGUACCCUAUAUUCUAUUCGAAAUCCCAAGUAACAUGCUGUUGAAGAAGUUCUCAAGACCGUCGGUUUAUCUAGGAACUCUCGUCACCUCUUGGGGCGUCAUCAUGAUGUGCCACGGUUUCGUGAAGAACUUUGCAGGGCUCAUGGUAGUCCGGAUGAUCCUCGGAGUCCUGGAAGCUGGUUUUUAUCCUGGUGCGGUCUACCUCUGCACCUUUUGGUACAUGCCGAAGGAGCUGGCGACACGAAUUUCCGUAUUCUAUUGCUCAAGCGCACUUUCUGGUGCCUUCUCCGGUCUUCUGGCUGCUGGAAUCGCAGAGAUGGACGGCGUUGGUGGAUACCGUGGUUGGCAAUGGAUUUUCAUUCUGGAAGGACUCUUGACCAUUGUCUUGGGUGUCAUGUGCUUCUUCUUCCUGAUCGACUCCCCUCGCCUGUCCAGCAAGUGGCUUAGUCCCACCGAAAUCCGGUACCUGGAUCUCCAACUCUUCAUCAAGCAGGGUGGUCGCUUCUCCGACGCGAAGGAGGGUAUCACUCAUUGGCAAGAUUUCAAGGCUGUCAUUUCCAACCCUCGCAUGUGGGGCCAGGCCUACAUCUUGCUUUGUAUUUCGGCCUGCUCCUAUGGAAACAAGUUCACUCUUCCGUCCAUCACAAAGGCUAUGGGUUUCACCAACACCAAUGCUCAGCUGAUGACGGUUCCCCCCUACGUUGCCGGUGCUAUCUCGGCCAUCUUCUUUGCGCGCCUCUCAGAUCACUUCUACUGGCGCAUGCCUUUUGUAGCUAUUCCUCUGGCGCUGAUCGCCGUUGGAUACAGCAUCAUCAUCUCGUUCAAGGGGGAUCUGCCUGGCCAUGUAGGCGCCAGCAUGUUCGCUGUUAUCGUUGCAUGUAUUGGUAUCUACCCAGUUCAACCUGCCUGCAGCUCAUGGGCAGCCAACAAUUUGGCUCCAUCAAGCCGACGAGCUGUCGGAGUGGCAUUCGUCAUUGCCACAGGUAAUAUCGGCGGCAUCAUUGGAUCGUACAUGUUUUUCGACCGCGAGGCGCCAAGCUAUUUCACGGGCUACGGACUGGCCAUUGCAUUUGGCGUUACCGGCAUGAUCAUGUCCUUCGUUCUGGAGUUCUCUUACAUCUGGUCCAACAAGAAGAGGGCAAAGAUCUCGGAACACGAGGUCCGCAGUAUGUACUCUGAGGAUGACCUGUUGCGACUGGGUGACAACUCGCCACUAUUCAAGUACACAACGUGA